Blastomyces gilchristii SLH14081 is the source of this 1232-nucleotide messenger RNA. RefSeq lists its product as uncharacterized. Bases 582 to 1232 code for a protein of 216 amino acids. Lineage: Eukaryota; Fungi; Ascomycota; Eurotiomycetes; Onygenales; Ajellomycetaceae. The transcript is spliced from 3 exons. The record is from RefSeq and is a predicted model, not a curated record.
UUUUUAUCGAAUUAGGGCACAGAGUGACAGUGAGAGGAGAACAAAAUGAAGCCAGUCGGGAUGCUUGCAACCUGUGAGAAUAAUGGGCGUGAGCUGACCUGCGGGACGAGCCUUAAAUAUGCACACACCACCUACCUAGGCACCUAGGCUAUGUCUAAUCUGGUCUUGAGCGAGCGACCUCAUCGCAACCAAAUUGCUCAAGGCCCUUCCGAGUAAUUACUGCGCAAGAUGGAGCUCCCUCUGUAAUGCUCUGCUCUGCGAAUUCGUUCUCCUGUCACGAAAGGAGAAACAGUGCGUGAUAGCUCAAUCGCUUAAACUCAUCUACAAGAUGUUUACGAUAUCAUGUCGUCCCCUCUCUGUGUGUUAACUCGAGGCUCGAAGCUGGUUGGUAAACGCUGCCAUACCUAUGUUUUGCUUGAUCCGCUCGUUCAGCGCGAAGGUAAACGGUGCAAUGUCUGGAGCGCUGCAAAGGAGAACGACCCAAUGCGCCAGUUUGUCCUCAAGUAGCCGGACGAUGAAGACGCCCCCGUAGGGAGAUGGAAAUGUAGGAGCUGUUGUAUAAAUCUGGCUACAUCCGUCGGAUGGUCGAUGUUGUCCCGCCUCCUUCUGAUGUGGAGCCUCAGACCAUGGUUCUCGAGGCAUUCGAGAAAUCGUUGUGCAGCGCAAGAUCUAUCGCAAUUGGACUGGGACUAUACACCACAAGAAUAUCGUUUAUACAGGUUUGUUGCCGAGAACGGGACUUAACAUUGAAUAGACACUAUGUGCCAGACUUGAAGAUGGAGAACGUCCUAGUCAAUGGGUUCGAUAACAAGUCCCCAGGCUCCGGUGAACGUUUGGUAACAAAGAUUGCUAAUCUUGGGACGGCUGCAACAGAUAUAUGGCCCUGGGGCAUAUACCUGCACCUGCUUCAAGCCCACAUCAAUUUCAAGAAACCCGGAAUGUUUGACUCUUUGGAGGUCGAGGGAACAUUGACAGACAAGGAGAAUGUUAUCCGGGCGGCCAUGGCACAAGAGUUUAGCCUUCACGCGAUUGAGUAUUAUAACUCGAAUCCUGUUACGCGGCAAUUGCUGCCGCCAAAGGAUGAAACAAGGACCGAGCAUGAUCACUGGGUAGUAAAACUCUUUGACAAGAAUAUUCCGGAAAAGGAUAUCGAGACAGCGCCCGUCGCACUCAAUCCUGUUCCAGAACUACGGCCCAGUGCACUUGACCUUCUGAAGUAUGGCUAUAUCUAG